UCGGCAAAAAGCACAAGAAGCUACCCCUUGCCGGGCAUCCACCUCGACACAAGUGUAUUUGGAGGCUGAUUCUCCCUGGCACCUGAACUCACCUCGGAGCCAGUACCUUGAAAAGUCAAGGUUCCGCAAAUCGUAUUAUAUGACGGGACUUCAAAUCUCGAUUCUCAUCUCGGUCAUUAUACCUCAUGGAUGGAUCUUCAUGGAGCCUCGAACGCACUCCAAUCUCGUAUGUUUUCUCUCACUCUGGGGACCUGGGCUCAAAAAUGGUACCACUCCUUACCCCCUCACUCUAUUUGGAAGUGGCAACAAUUAUGGUCGGCUUUCCGAUGUCACUUUAUUGGGGCCCAAAGACCGAUCCCCGAGUUCAAAACAAGUCAUAGUUUAUCGAGUGAAUACCAACAAUUCAAGAGUUGUUUCAUUUCGACAUCAAAUAAAAGCCUAUGCUCGACAGGCCCACAAUUCGGGUAAACAAGUUUUCACUAUCGACUUACGAGAUGUGAUUAAUGCCCGAAAUUGUCCUAUUACCUUCAACAUAGAGGAUGUGAACUUCUUUGCUCAUCCUCACUCUGAUGCCUUAGUCAUCACUGUUCCGAUAUGUGGAAUUCAUGUUAAACGUGUUAUGGUUGACACCGGGGCCUAUUCAAGCAUUUUGAUGCUGAAAGCUUUUAACAAAAUGGGCCUCGAUCCUGCUGAUAUUCAACAUU
Striga hermonthica is the source of this 704-nucleotide messenger RNA. NCBI's taxonomy places the organism in Eukaryota, Viridiplantae, Streptophyta, Magnoliopsida, Lamiales, Orobanchaceae. The record is from the annotation of a GenBank genome assembly.